AGAAAUACAGAAAAAGCAGCCAAAAUAAGGGAGCAGGUUUCAAAGAGUCGUCCAAUGUUCUACCGUCUUUAAAAAGUCAAAUGCUGAAAUCGAACUGCUCAUCUUUUCAUUUUCUUAACUCUUAGAAACAGUGAAUUUGAGAGGAAAAAGGAAGAAUUUUUUUUUGAAAGCGAGAUAGGGUUUUUUUUUUUUUGUUGUUGUGUAUUUGAUAAAGGGAUUUGUAGCUGUGUUUCUUUUUUUUUUUGGACUUUUUGGUCAUGGGAGAUGAGAAAUCGACGAUCGUGAUGGCGAGUAGAGAGAGUAGAGAUCGAGAGCUUCUUAUCCCAGUCGCUGACCCCGUUCAUGAUGAUUCCUCCAAACCGUCUUCUUCAUCUUCACCGCGUCAUGCCGGUCACGAGACCUUUUACAAAUUUGUCAGGAGUUGGGCUUCUAAGAAGUUUAUGACAGGAUGUGUCAUUUUGUUUCCUAUAGCAAUCACUUUCUAUGUAACAUGGUGGUUUAUUCACUUCGUGGAUAGCUUUUUCUCUCCAAUUUAUAAUAAACUUGGAAUUGACAUAUUUGGUCUUGGAUUUAUAACUUCUUUAACAUUCAUCUUCUUGAUUGGGGUAUUUAUGUCAUCUUGGUUGGGAGCAUCUGUCCUGGCCCUUGGUGAGUGGUUUAUCAAGCGGAUGCCAUUUGUUCGACAUAUCUACAAUGCUUCCAAGCAAAUUAGUUCUGCCAUAUCUCCAGAUCAGAAAUCACAGGCCUUCAAGGAAGUAGCCAUCAUAAGGCAUCCACGUAUUGGUGAAUAUGCGUUUGGAUUCAUCACUUCAUCUUUAACUCUGCAGAGCUACUCUGGUGAUGAAGAGCUAUGUUGCGUCUAUGUUCCCACAAAUCAUCUUUACAUUGGUGAUAUAUUCCUCAUCAAUACUAAGGAUGUUAUUAGACCGAAUCUAUCAGUCCGUGAAGGAAUUGAAAUUGUUGUUUCCGGGGGAAUGUCCAUGCCCCAGAUCCUGUCAACAGUAGACACACGUUUGCCUCUAGAAAGUAGAUCCGACAGAAGCUAAGAUAGGUAAUGGUUGUAGAGUUGUAUUUUCUCUGUUUUCAGAUUCGAAUCACCGGAUCACCCCACACAAUCAAUGUGUCGGCUAUACAGGAUUCAAUAUUUUGAUUUUGUUACUGUUGUAUGUCUGAUUCUGGUGGCAUACGUAACGUCGCUUGUUUACGUAGAAUGUAAAACUAUUUGCUUUUCAAAUAUAGUUUGAUCGAAAAUACAGACCAGGUGCCUGGUAGGUGAUUUGGUCUCGGAUCGUGCUUCUUUCAACUGUUACAACAGCAAUGUUUUUGUAGUGCAUAUUUUCGAGUUUCUUCUGCAGUCUCUAUGUUGUCGAAGUUCUUGAGCUUUGAUUUGAUUUAGUUAUGUAUCCCCCACUCUUUGGGACUUGAAAGUUUCAAACCCAAAUAGUGGGUGUAAAUAAGAAAUUUGUGCUCACAAGUUAUUUGAUUCGGGUCGAAUUUGAGUUUUCUUAUGAGUAAAUCGUGAAUGCAAUUUUUUAUUUAGUUUCGAAUUUCAAA
This is a messenger RNA of Gossypium raimondii (Peruvian cotton), 1554 nucleotides long. RefSeq names its product protein CONTINUOUS VASCULAR RING 1. Lineage: Eukaryota; Viridiplantae; Streptophyta; Magnoliopsida; Malvales; Malvaceae. Bases 258 to 1046 code for a protein of 262 amino acids. The record is from RefSeq and is a predicted model, not a curated record. The transcript is spliced from 7 exons. Gene Ontology annotation, cellular component: Golgi apparatus. Gene Ontology annotation, biological process: stem vascular tissue pattern formation.